Molecule: messenger RNA, 411 nt
Organism: Gossypium raimondii (Peruvian cotton)
Lineage: Eukaryota; Viridiplantae; Streptophyta; Magnoliopsida; Malvales; Malvaceae
Exons: 3
Coding region: 1-411 (136 amino acids)
Source: RefSeq, a predicted model, not a curated record
AUGACACCGUAUGAGGCUCUAUAUGGUCGUAAAUGCCGAACUCUGUUAUAUUGGACUGAGCUCUGUGAGGAAAAGAUACAUGGAGUUGAUUUGAUCCACGAGACUGUGGAAAAAGUGAAAGUGAUUCGAGAUAGCUUAAAAGCAAUUUCAGAUCGUCAGAAAUCUUAUGCGAAUCUUAAAUGUAAAGAAAUAGAGUUUCAAGUUGGUGACAGGGCAGUUUUGAAAGUUUCGCCUUUGAAGAAAGUUCUUCGGUCUGACCCUUCACAUGUUAUCUCCCCGACAGAUGUUGAAAUCCAGCCUGACAUGACAUAUAGUGAGGAACUGCUCAGAAUUCUAGCACGAGAGAACAUAGCUCUUAUGAGCUUGCCGUUAUACAGCUCUAAUGAGCUUUUCGAUAUUCAGCUCACAUGA